AUGGAAAAGCAACCACUCGGGGCCCGGGGGCCGGACACCGGGCGGGUCGCGGCGCCGGCCGCACCGGGUCAGCCGCUCCCCUCCCCCCGCCGUAACCCGACCUGCCGCUCCCUGCACCCCCCGCGCCCCGAGGCUCCUGGGACCCAGCCAGAGCCCGGGGAGCACCGGAUGCCCGGCACCAUUUUCGGGCCCGGCGGCCACCGGCCCCGCGGACCCCAGCGUUCCCCUCGAGCUAGCCGCUGCUCCCGGGCGCCCCAAUUCCCGAUUCCCGUCAGCUCGCCCCCGGCCGCCCUUCCCCGGUCACCCGGCCCGGCUGAGCCCGACGCGCCGGCCGGCCCCACCUCCGGCCCCCGGACGCGCCGGGGCCCCUUGGAGCCGCCUCAGGCCGGGUGUCGGGAGCGGCUCCCCUCCGCGCGCGGGCCUCGACGCCUCCGUCCCGAGCCCCGAAGGCCCGGGGCUCUACGCCGCUGCAGCCCCUCCUCCUCCUGA
Messenger RNA from Balaenoptera musculus (blue whale), 489 nucleotides. RefSeq names its product proline-rich protein HaeIII subfamily 1-like. The record is from RefSeq and is a predicted model, not a curated record. NCBI's taxonomy places the organism in Eukaryota, Metazoa, Chordata, Mammalia, Artiodactyla, Balaenopteridae. The coding region runs from base 1 to 489 and encodes 162 amino acids. The transcript has a single exon.